UCUAAUGAGCUCGUGCUACUUCGUUUGCUGAUUAGAAAGAGAAGAAAAAAAAGAAAGAAGAAGAGCGAGGCCAUGUUAAAAGAGACCUGAGCCAAGAGUGUUCUAGAGAGAUUGCUAAAAAAAAAAAGUAGUCCAGGUCUUUCACCGACGCUGCGCUUGAGAGAGACUGCUUCUCGAAUGGGGAAGAUUAAGAGGAGAAGAAAAGAAGAGGUUUCAGAGGAUUGGUGUUUUGUGUGCAAGGAAGGUGGCAAUCUUCUUCUGUGUGAGCACAGGGACUGCUUGAAAUCGUAUCACCCUCAGUGUGUUGGAAAAGAUGAUUCAGUUCUUAAUCCUGGAGAGAAUUUCAGAUGUGAUUGGCAUAUCUGCUUCAUCUGCAAGAGAGCUGCGAAGUUCCACUGCUUUUGCUGUCCUCAUGCUGUUUGUGGACAGUGUAUGGCUCAAACAGAAUUUAUUACUGUCCGAGGCAUCAAAGGAUUCUGCUGCAAUUGUCUAAGGCUUGCCUUGCUGUGGGAGGAAAAGAAGGAUUUUGACUCAGAUGGGGAGAAGGUAGAUUUCACAGAGAGAGGGACUUGUGAAUUUCUCUUUAUGGAUUAUUGGGAAAUUAUCAAGAAAAUUGAGGGUUUGAAAUUGGAAGAUCUCCAAAAGGCACACACUUUGUUGAAGAAGGGGAAAAACUACAAAGACUUGGAUGAUAGAGAUGAAUUUGCUAGAAGUGACCAAGAUACUCUGAACUUAAAUAAUUUUGAAGACUGGGAAUGGGAGACUAUAGAGGAUUAUAUUCCUUCAAAAAAAAGGAAAAAUAGAAAUACAAAGACAUUGAAGAAGAGGAAAGUCUCCAUGGUGCAGUCAAAUGGGAAGGUGAGUUCCAAUAAAAAGGAGUUCAUUGGCUGGGCUUCUGAACCGCUCACUGAAUUUCUUGCAUCAUUAGGUAUUGAUACAAGCACAGAAUUAUCGCAUUAUGAUGUUGUGGAUAUUGUUAUUAAGUAUGUAAAUGAGAAAAAUCUCUUUGACGCAAAGAGAAAGAAAAUGAUUGCCUGUGAUGCAACCCUGCAAUCUCUGCUUCGGAGAAAGUUUGUGAAUAAACAUAGAAUAUAUAACCUAUUAGAGAACCAUUUUGCUGGAAAUCAAGAAGAAUCAUCAGAGGAUGUUCCAUGCAGCUCUAAAGAAGAUGAGAAAGGCUUAAGGUUAUGUAAAAGGAAGGAGCAAAAUCAAGGUGGACUUCAACAUAAGGAGAAAAAGGUUUCAAGGGGAAGCAUCGCAUCAAUAGUUCCAGAAAAUAUCAAACUUGCAUACUUGAAAAGAAGCCUGGUGCAAGAACUACUGAAGAAAUCUGAAACAUUUGAUACAAACUUAAUUGGUAGCUUUGUAAGGGUCAAAUCAGAUCCAAAUGACUAUAUGCAACAAAAUUCUCAUCAGCUUGUGCAAGUCACUGGCGUAAAAAAAGUACCCAUCAAUGGAGAGAAUUCAGAAACUCUCCUCCAAGUUUCGAGCAUGCCGAUAGAUAUCAGCCUCCAUAUGUUGUCUGAAAGUGACUUCACCAAGGAAGAGUGUGAUAAACUGUAUGAACAAAUGGAAGAUGGACUACACAAGAAGCUUACCGUUGCAGAGCUUGAGCACAAGGCCAGAAUAUUGCGUGAAGACAUAAUCCAGCAUUGGAUUCUGAAGGAACUUGCAGUAUUGAAGAAUCUUAUUGACAAGGCAAAUGAGAAAGGACGGAGAAGAGAACUUGUGGAUUAUACUGAAAGAAGAAAACAGCUUGAAUGUCCAUCUGAGCAAUCACGUCUGAUACAGCAGAUUCCGGAAGUGAUUACUGAUGAUAUAGAGCUGGAAAUCAGUUCCUCGAGUCCGAAUCAAAGCAGGAAAAAAAAUUGUUCUUCUACAAGAACUCUUGAUGCCCUAGAAGCUUCAGCAAGUGAAAGUAAUCAUGAUCCUGAUACGGAAUGUGAAAAUCAAGUAUCAGACCACUGUGCAAGUGAUCCGACAGUUGAGGAACAAAAAACUGGAGUGGUGCAAAUCAUUCAUUUAAGCGAUGAUGAGAGCGAGAGGUUAAAGCAUACACAUGUUGAAAGAGAGCCUCAUGAAUGGUACUGCAUAGGUCCUCGUGGGGACAUUCGGGGACCCUAUAAAAUGUCCAUACUUAAGUAUUGGAAUGACCUGACUGCCUGCUUUGCUUCCAAGUUCAAAGUUUGGAAGGUGGGGCAAGACCAAAAAGAUGCAAUGCCUUUGCCAGAUGCUUGUCGCUUGAUAUGCACAGGGAAGUAGUUCUUCGUAGCGCCAUGAUAGAAAUGGAGACUUAACCAUGCUUGUCUAUUUAUAUGUCUCUUGAUACAAGUUUUUGCGCUAAUUUAAUUUGUUAACCACUCAGAAACUUUACUAUGUGCUGAAUAAAAGUUGUCGGUGCAUGAUAAACACAUGAUGUAGCUUAUUCAGAUUAAUCUAACAUUUGGGUUCUCCUUAGGAGUAUAUUUGGUUCUUAGACUGUA
Beta vulgaris subsp. vulgaris (sugar beet) is the source of this 2483-nucleotide messenger RNA. RefSeq lists its product as uncharacterized. NCBI's taxonomy places the organism in Eukaryota, Viridiplantae, Streptophyta, Magnoliopsida, Caryophyllales, Amaranthaceae. The record is from RefSeq and is a predicted model, not a curated record. The transcript has 10 exons. Gene Ontology annotation, molecular function: DNA binding. The coding region runs from base 178 to 2262 and encodes 694 amino acids.